Oppia nitens is the source of this 1508-nucleotide messenger RNA. RefSeq names its product inactive selenide, water dikinase-like protein (gene Sps1). The transcript has 8 exons. Lineage: Eukaryota; Metazoa; Arthropoda; Arachnida; Sarcoptiformes; Oppiidae. Gene Ontology annotation, biological process: L-selenocysteine biosynthetic process. The record is from RefSeq and is a predicted model, not a curated record. Gene Ontology annotation, molecular function: ATP binding; selenide, water dikinase activity. Gene Ontology annotation, cellular component: cytoplasm.
CAAACUUUCGGCCAAACAAUUGAUGCCUUUAUUAAUAUAUCAAUCAUUAUAUACAUUGAAUAACAGUUUGUUUAUCGAGAUAUAACUUGUGGUCAAUGGAGACGUCGUCACAAUCUUCAGCAGCUCUUGAAUCGGUUCAACUGGAAGUGUGUGGACCGAGUGGACAUUCAGUGACAAUGCAUCGACCAUUUGAUCCAAUAGAACAUGACUUGGAUGCCGGGUUCCGAUUGACCACAUUUGCCGAACUUAGAGGAUGAGGGUGUAAAGUCCCUCAAGACCUGCUCAGUCGGCUCUUAGAGGGACUUAAAGCGGCCAAUAGUGGUCAUGACGGACACCAGCACUUACAACAACAUCAUAAUAAUAUAAACCAUUCAUCUAAUGAUUCACAUAUUCCUUCAUACUUUCAUCAAGAGAUGGGACUUCCGAAGAUUGGCAUUGGUAUGGACUGUGCGGUAAUACCGAUACGACACGGAGGACUUGUACUCAUUCAAACUGUUGAUUACUUUUAUCCACUCGUCGAUGACCCAUAUCUUAUGGGUAAAAUAACGUGCGCUAAUGUAUUGAGUGAUUUGUAUGCAAUGGGAGUCACGGAUUGUGAUAAUAUGUUAAUGAUAUUAGCUGUGAGCCAGAAGAUGACUGACAAGGAAAGGGAUGUUGUCGUUCCCAUUAUCAUCAAAGGCUUUCGGGACUGUGCCUUUGAAGCCGGUACUCAAAUUACUGGCGGACAAACCAUUCAAAAUCCAUGGCUUACUAUAGGUGGUGUCGCCACCAGUAUUUGUCAGCCAACUGAAUACAUUAUUCCUGACAACGCAGUGGUUGGAGAUGUACUUGUAUUGACAAAACCAUUGGGAACACAAGUUUCGUGUAUUGCAUAUCAAUGGCUGGAACAGCCCGACAGAUGGGCUAGAGUUAAAUUAGUCGUUACCGAAGAUGAUGUCCGUAAAGCAUACCUACGAGGUAUGGAUAGUAUGAGUCGUUUAAAUCGUGUCGCAUCGCGUUUGAUGCAUAAGUACAACGCUCACGGAGCCACUGAUGUGACCGGAUUUGGCCUAUUAGGUCACGCACACAACUUAGCCACAGUUCAGAAAAAUGAAGUCUCUUUUGUUAUACACAAUCUUCCCGUCAUUUCCAAGAUGGCAGCCGUGGCUAAAGCUUGUGGUAAUAUGUUUCAACUACUUCAGGGACACUCUCCCGAAACUUCAGGUGGUUUACUGAUAUGUCUGCCUCGAGAACAAGCCGCUGCCUUUUGUAAAGAUAUUGAGAAACAAGAGGGAUAUCAGGCCUGGAUUAUUGGUAUUGUCGAGAAAGGCAACCGAACCGCAAGGAUUAUAGACAAACCACGAGUUAUAGAAGUGCCGGCAAAAGACAAAGAAGGCGACCUUUGGUAGCAUUUGUUUUAUUAUCACAUCAUUUCAUAAUUUCAUGAAAAUUGAUAUUAAAUAUCGUUUUAAAAUAUGAUUUUUAAGUGAUAGCCCUCUUUAGAGGUUCACUUAGAAUGAUGAAACAGU